This is a messenger RNA of Candida albicans SC5314, 1221 nucleotides long. RefSeq names its product Spp1p (gene SPP1). Gene Ontology annotation, biological process: positive regulation of DNA-templated transcription. Gene Ontology annotation, cellular component: Set1C/COMPASS complex. The record is from RefSeq and is a predicted model, not a curated record. Bases 1 to 1221 code for a protein of 406 amino acids. NCBI's taxonomy places the organism in Eukaryota, Fungi, Ascomycota, Pichiomycetes, Serinales, Debaryomycetaceae. The transcript has a single exon.
AUGGACCCCGAUACUACUCAAUACGAUAAGGUGAAAGGAGAAUGGUCCGAAAAUCUGAUAGAUAUCAAAAGCAAUCUAAAAAGAAGUAAACCCUCACAUUCAAUACCGUCAAAAAGGGUCAAACAUGAUGUAGAUUCAUCGCCACUUGUGGAGGAAUCCAACGAGGAAAUCGCCAGACAGUACAAAAAAUUCAUAAAUGCACCUAAAUACGAUCUUAAUAGUGAAGAAUUGUUUUGUGUAUGCAGACGUCCCGACUUGGGUGAAAUGAUGGUUGCUUGUGAUGGAUGUGAAGAAUGGUUCCAUUUCAAGUGCAUGAAAAUCAAUGAAAAAUACUCCAACUUGAUAGCCAAAUACUAUUGCAAAUUUUGCGAAUGGAAGGGGGAAGGUAAUUCUCAAUGGAAAAGAAAAUGCCGCCUAGAAAACUGUAAUGAGCCGAUAGGAGAGAGAUCCAAAUAUUGUUCGAAAGAACACGGAAUAGAAUUUAUAAAACUGCUGUUGUUGGAAUCAAAAACAAACUCCACCGAUAGUCCCUCCUUACAAAACUUGGAUGCACAUUUUAUAAAGGAUGUUUUGAACUAUGUAUCAGGUGACUUUGAUAAACUACAGCAAAUGGGAUCAAGUUUUCCAGAGUUGGAGGUAGUUAAGAACUAUAAAAAUGAUAACACAGCUUUAGAUGGAUUCCCAGAGACUGUAAAAAUAGAUUUACAAAGGACAAAUGAAAAAUUGGAUGCGUUGUCGAAACAGGUAACAAAACAAGAACAAGUAUUAAAGGCAUUAGUUAAUACCAAAGACAAUAUAAAACAUUUGAAUGAAAGACUCACUAAUAUAGUAUAUGAAGACCUGUCUCUGGACAAGCAGACUUCGAAAAAGAAGAAAGGCGCUAGAGGCAAGAAAAAGAUAGAUAUCUGCUUUUGUGAUAAAGGCGACCAACUGAUUGUACAACUGAUCACUGAUUCUGAAACUAUCUUUGAUGAUUUAUUGAAAGUUAUAAAAGCCCGAGUUUUUGAGAAUGGGGAAGCUGAGGAAGAAGACAUGGAUUGGUUUAUGAACGAUUUGUGUAUAAAAGACAAGAAGAAGUGUGUUCGUCAUAGUGGUUGGUGGAAUCUAUACUACGAUGAAGCUGGCAGAAACUUGGAGCAGUUGCAGAGCAAGCUCGAAGAGACAAUGGAACAAAAAGAAUCCAUACUAAGAAAUUAUUCUAUCAGUGUAUACGAAUCUUAA